GUGGCAGAAACAGACUUGCCUGAUAGUGGUCCAUGCUUUGAUCAGACUCCAUCUGAACAUGUUUAUGUUGAAACCGAUCCAGCUACAAACACUCCACAGGUUGGCCAGGCUUCUCUUGAUUCGGAGAUGCAAACUGUGUUAGCUCUACGCGAAUAUUUGUGUGGUCUGCAAUCUGACACCGGCAGGACCAUAAUAGAUUAUGGUGAAUAUUCAGCGACAUGUUCUGACAUAUAUGAAUCUUUUGCCGAUGGAAAGUGUCUCGACAAUGGAUUCAUGCAGUGUUUCAUCCAAUGUGUUAUUCAUGAUGCAAAAAAUCAGCAGACUUCCAUGAGUUCGAACAGUUUGGUUCUUGAUGUUAAUGUUGGGUCAAUACUCAACUUUGAGGAACAGGAACGACACAGUCGCAAUCCUCAACCUUUUGAUGAAUCUGUACUCCACACACUUCUAGACAAUUCAUUGCCUGAGACAGAUGAGUUGGACCAAUGCAAAGCGAUCAUGGUCCCCAUGGUAAGCAGGGGGCAUUGGACAUUGUAUGUUGUCAACAAGGUCAAGAAGUGCAUUCAUAUUUUAGAUUCCAACCCAUAUGGACCAACACUUGGUGGAACUACAUGGAAGGACUAUCAUUUUGCACAUUUGGGCUCAGGUGGCAGAAAGUUACCCUGGGCUAAGGUUAUUAUGAGCAGAUUAAACAAAGCAAUACAACAUGUGCGGCCCAGUUCAUGCUUUCCCAAGUUUGGUAACUUCACAAUUGACUUGUGCCAAAAUUGUCCUAACAUGGCAGCUGGAUCAAAUGAUUGUGGGUUUUAUGUCAUGGGUUACAUUCUAUUUUAUCAAUGCGACGAAGGAUCUUUGCGGUCAGACAUAGAAGCAGGCAACACCAGUGAGAUACGGUCUCUUGCGCUGCAUUACAUCACAUUCCACCCGAAGAACAAAGCAUUAUCGCUGCUCCAAGACAUCCAAAGAUUCAAGGUCUAAAGGAUGUAGUUUAGUUUGGUCAUGUAAUAUAUUCUGUAUACAAUGGUUCCCUAAACUUCAGAUCAGUCAUCUGUGUAUAUUAUGGCCAAAGUCCGUAGACGUUU
Messenger RNA from Zea mays, 1079 nucleotides. RefSeq lists its product as uncharacterized. NCBI's taxonomy places the organism in Eukaryota, Viridiplantae, Streptophyta, Magnoliopsida, Poales, Poaceae. The coding region runs from base 127 to 975 and encodes 282 amino acids. The record is from RefSeq and is a predicted model, not a curated record. Gene Ontology annotation, biological process: proteolysis. Gene Ontology annotation, molecular function: cysteine-type peptidase activity. The transcript has 6 exons.